Messenger RNA from Tarenaya hassleriana, 336 nucleotides. RefSeq lists its product as uncharacterized. The transcript has a single exon. The coding region runs from base 1 to 336 and encodes 111 amino acids. The record is from RefSeq and is a predicted model, not a curated record. NCBI's taxonomy places the organism in Eukaryota, Viridiplantae, Streptophyta, Magnoliopsida, Brassicales, Cleomaceae.
AUGGCGGAGGAGAAGCCGAGGAGAGACCCUCCAAAAGGCAAGAAGAACCCUUUCAGCCGCAUAGAAAACACCAGCUCAGCAGCAUCGACGAUGAGGAAGUCGUGGUCCACGGACUCGCUGGCGUUGAUGAGCAACAGCAGCCGCCUGGGGAAGGCGCCAUGCAUCUGCGCCCCCACCAAGCACGAGGGCUCGUUCCGGUGCAGGCUCCACCGCUCAUCCGCCGGCACUAGCAGCAGCAGCAGCAGCAGCCACGGCCAGGCCUUGGCCGCUCCUCCUCAUCCUCUUCUUACGCAGCUGCAUCUCCCAAAGUCAUUGCUCUCGUCUCGCGUGGAGUAA